AUUUACCACGGUCCCUGAAUGCAUCAGAAGUUGCGUGUUUCGCUGGUGUGUAUUUGUAUCUAUUUGUGUCUGUUUGGUUGUGUAUAUGUGGACCGUGUGCAGACCGCGUGUGGCGCAGAGGAGGACUGACAACAAACACAGUUUCGGGGUCUGAGCCGUUGUCGUGGUGAUGAGCAGCAGCGAGUGUUUUGGAUGUGGCCGUAGCGGUCACUGGGUGAAGAACUGUCCGAGUGGAAGUCGAGGGCGUGGAAAAGGACGCGGCAGAGGGAAAGACCUUUUUUGUUAUCGCUGUGGGGAGCUGGGCCAUGUUGCCAGGGACUGCGAGAGGACUGAAGACGCCUGUUAUAACUGUGGCAGAGGAGGUCACAUCUCCAGAGACUGUAAGGAGCCGAAGAAGGAGCGCGAGCAGCUCUGCUACAACUGUGGGAAGGCCGGACACAUGGCCCGGGACUGCAACCACGCCCACGAGCAGAAGUGCUACUCCUGCGGUGGAUUUGGACACAUCCAGAAAUGCUGCGAGAAGGUCAAAUGCUACAGGUGUGGAGAGAUCGGCCAUGUUGCCGUGCACUGCAGCAAGGCGUCGGAGUUAAACUGCUACAACUGUGGGAAAUCUGGUCACCUGGCAAAGGAAUGCACCAUCGAGGCCACCGCCUAGCUGCCGCAUAACCCCCCAACCCUCACCUCUUUUUUCUCUUCUUUCUUUCUCUUUAUUCUUUUCCUCUGAUCCUCCUCUUCUCAUUGGCCGGGAGUACUGUCAGUCAGACUCACAGCAGCCAAUCAGAGCAGACGGAGGAAGAAAAAGGGGCGGACACUAAAAAACAAAAACAACUUUGUUCUGCAUUUUUAAAGGAAAAAAACAACAGAUUUGUGUUUUUAGUUUGGUAGCAGUGUCAUAAUGUACAAAGCUUUGAGUAAGAAUCAUUUCUGCCCAGCCGAUUGGCUGAGAAGGUUAGCAUUAGAAAACAAAGCCCCUCCUCCUGGGUUAAAGGGGGCGGGGCUGACAUAGAGGGAAUAUGACAGAAGUUUCUUACUUCCAACACAGUGAUUAACUUUUACUUUCUUUUUCUGGACAAAACAACAAGUUUCUCUAUCUGAAAUGUGAUUGGCUCUGACUCCAGCAAACAGCCAAUCACGUCGCAGGUCUGACCACGUCAUUGCAACAUGGACGAACAAAAGAGCCAAUCAGAGCAUGUCACACAGACGAAAAAGGAACAUUAAUUUAAAUAUUUUUACGGUGCUUUUUGUUGCUGUUUGGACCUCAUGGAGCAGACGGAGCCUAACAAUAAUAAUAAAGAUAAUAACGACGCUAAAACGCCUUUGAAAACAAGGAUUUCAGUUUGGAGAGGGAGAAUGUUUUCACAAAAAAUCCAAAUGUUAUUUUUGUACAAUAUAUCACUUAGAGCUACUAUAAAAUGUCUUUGGUUGUACUGAAGCCUGUAAGUUUAUCUGACAAUAAAAACAUGGAGGAGGAUGAAGAGA
Cheilinus undulatus (humphead wrasse) is the source of this 1479-nucleotide messenger RNA. RefSeq names its product CCHC-type zinc finger, nucleic acid binding protein b (gene cnbpb). Bases 170 to 655 code for a protein of 161 amino acids. The transcript is spliced from 5 exons. Lineage: Eukaryota; Metazoa; Chordata; Actinopteri; Labriformes; Labridae. Gene Ontology annotation, molecular function: nucleic acid binding; zinc ion binding. The record is from RefSeq and is a predicted model, not a curated record.